Molecule: messenger RNA, 1524 nt
Organism: Aspergillus bombycis
Lineage: Eukaryota; Fungi; Ascomycota; Eurotiomycetes; Eurotiales; Aspergillaceae
Product: MFS transporter
Exons: 5
Coding region: 1-1524 (507 amino acids)
Biological process (GO): transmembrane transport
Molecular function (GO): transmembrane transporter activity
Source: RefSeq, a predicted model, not a curated record
AUGAGACCUUCAACAGAAGAGAAGCAGCCAGAGCUCGAGAAGGUGCUAUCCAGCGAUAUGACUUCUGCCAAGGAAGCCGACGAAUCCACGAUGACUGCCGACGAAAACAUCACCUCUGACGAACAGGAGCUGGUUGACUGGAGGGGUGACGAUGACCCGCAGAAUCCCCAGAACUGGCCUCUAGCUAGAAAAUGGUGGCUGGUUGGUUUGGUAUCUGCGGUAACCUUUAACAUGUUUUCCAGCUCUAUGGCGUCUACAGUGACCGCGCCCGCCGUGCCCUUAAUCAUGGCACAAUUCCAACAAAGCAAUGCAGAACUUGAGUCAUUCGUGGUCUCCGUGUAUAUUCUGGGGUUUGCGUUUGGGCCAUUAGUUGUGGCUCCGCUCAGCGAAAUGUACGGGCGGUCUCUGAUCCUGCACGUCACGAAUGUCGUUUUCCUCGUCUUCAACAUCGCCUGCGCCGUGAGCACCAAUUUAGCCAUGUUCACCGUUUUCCGAUUCAUUGUCGGGUUGAUGGCAUGUACACCUUUGACUCUCGGGGGCGGCUUCAUUUACGAUCUGAUGCCACCGCAAUACCGCGCGAGAGCUUUGACAAUAUGGACCAUGGGCCCACUGCUGGGGCCUGUUUUGGGUCCUGUCAUCGGAGGAUAUCUUGCCGAGGGAGCUGGAUGGCAAUGGGUAUUUUGGCUAGUCACCAUACUGUCGGGCGUCCUAACAAUUGCAUGCUCCGCAUUCGUCCGAGAAACUUAUGCACCUGUCCUGCUGAUACGCAAAGCUGCGGCGCUGCGGAAGGAAACCGGAAACCGCAGGUUGCACUCGAAAUACGACAGUCGAACAGGUGUUUUUGAUACGUUCAUACGUGCCAUUGUCCGCCCAACGAAGAUGCUCCUGUUCGCGCCUAUUGUGACAUUGAUGGCGUUAUACAUUGCGAUGAACUACGCUUACAUGUAUUUGCUCUUUACAACGUUCACAUACGUUUUCAUGUCCAACUACCACUUUACCGAAGGUGAGGCCGGCCUUGCCUACCUUGGAGUUGAGACUGGGUUUAUUCUAGGGCUGCUGAUUACCGGGUUCUAUUCCGACCAAUACCUCAAAAAGGUGCGAGGUAGCCGCCCUGCGGUGCCAGAGGAUCACCUUCCCCCAAUGGCCAUCGGCGCCAUUCUUGUUCCUGCGGGUCUGUUCCUUUAUGGCUGGACAACACAGUAUAAGGUCCAUUGGGUUGUUCCCAUCAUCGGCACGGGUAUCUUCGGAUUUGGAAUGUUGUUGGGCUUCAUGCCCGUGCAGGUCUACCUUGUUGAGACCUAUACCAUAUUCGCUGCAAGUGCCAUUGCCAGUAACACCGUCGUUCGAUCUUUGCUCGGCGCGGUUCUGCCCUUGGCAUCUCAGAGAUUGUAUGACAAUCUCGGAUACGGCUGGGGCAACAGUCUCCUUGGGUUUAUCGCGGCGGCGUUUAUCCCAGCCCCCAUCUUUUUGAUCAAGUAUGGGGCGGCGAUCCGAUCCAACCCGAAAUUCCAGGUCAAGUUGUAG